ACGUUCCGCACAAGCAGGCUGCAGGCGAGGCAGGUGAGACAGAGUUCAAUGGAUUUGCCGUCUGCACAAGCAUCCCUUCCCGGUAAAACUUGUAGUGCUGACGGGUAGAAUUCCAUUCCACCUCGUCAUAGUUGGCUGGCCCGAGGGGUGCGUCGUUGAGUUCGUCGCCUGUGCUGGCUGAAUAGUGGCGUGGCGAGAGCCAUGGCCGCGGGUGCGCGGCCACCAUUAGCUCUGCUGCUUCCCCUCUUCGUUACUUUCUUCUUCUCCUCCCCUUCCUCCGCCUCCGCGGCUGACACCCUCGCCGCCAACUCUUCCCUCAGCGAUGGCCAGACGCUCGUUUCAGCCACGGGAGUGUUCGAGCUGGGCUUCUUCACCCCGGUCAGCUCGACGGCGAGGUUCUUGGGCAUCUGGUACAUGGGCCUCGCUCCCCAGACCGUCGUCUGGGUCGCCAACCGGGAAGCUCCGAUCAACGCCACAACGGCGAGCCUCGCCAUCAACGGCACCGGCAGCCUGGUGCUCGCCGACGCCUCCUCGGGGCAGGUGUUCUGGUCGUCCAACGUGAGCGGCACUGGCGCCGCCGCCGGCCCGGUGGCGGCGCAGCUGCUGGACAGCGGCAACUUCGUGCUUCAAGGCGCUGGUGGCGCCGUCCUGUGGCAGAGCUUCGACUACCCGUCCGACACCCUGCUCCCCGGCAUGAAGCUCGGGUGGGACCUGACCACGGGGCUCAACCGCUACCUGACGACGUGGCGGAGCCCCGGCGACCCGUCGCCGGGCGACUACACGUUCGGGUUCGACCUCCGCGGCGUCCCCGAAGGGUUCAUACGUCGCGACGACGACACGACGCCCGUGUACCGGAACGGGCCGUGGAACGGGCUGCAGUUCAGCGGCGAGCCGGAGAUGGAGCCCAACAACAGCAACUUCCUCUUCCAGUUCGUCGACAACGCCAGCGACGUCUACUACACGUUCCUGGUGGACAACAGCAGCGGCGGCGUGGUGUCGCGGUUCGUGCUGAACCAGUCGAGCGUGCAGCGCUACGUGUGUCCGGAGGGCGGGCAGGGGUGGAGCCUCUACUGGUCGCUGCCGCGGGACCAGUGCGACAACUACGGGCACUGCGGCGACUUCGGCGUCUGCGACACCAGCAGCGGGUCCCCGGCGUGCGCCUGCGUGCACGGGUUCACGCCGGCGUCGCCGCGGGACUGGGAGCUCAGGGACAGCUCCGCCGGGUGCAGGCGCGUCACGCCGCUCAACUGCACCGGGGACGGCUUCCUGCAGCUGCGCGGCGUCAAGCUGCCGGACACGACCAACGCGACGGAGGACGCGGCCAUCACCGUCGACCGGUGCCGGCAGAGGUGCCUCGCCAACUGCUCCUGCCUGGCCUACGCCGCUUCCAACAUCAAGGGCGGCGACAGCGGCUGCAUCAUCUGGAGCUCGCUGCUCAUUGACAUCAGGCAUUUCUCUUCCGGUGGCCAGGAUCUGUACGUUCGCCUCGCGGCAUCUGAUCUGCCCUCCAAUGGAGACGGUUCCAGGAAGAAGAACAUAGUCGUCGCCGUUCUCGUAAGCUUAUCGGCCAUUCUCCUUUUCGGCUUCGGCGGAUUCUUCAUCUGGAUCAAGUUUUUCAGAAACAAAGGGAGGUUCCAGAGCGCGCAGAGGUUCAACUCGUUUGACUCCACCGUCCCUCUUGCUCCGGUCCAAGUACAAGACAGGAGCAAAGGCAAGGAGGACGAAGCCGGUCAGAACAGCGACCUGAACGUCACGCUCUUUGACAUGGACGCCAUAGCUUUCUCCACUGACAACUUCUCGGCGUGGAACAAGCUCGGAGAAGGCGGCUUCGGCCCCGUGUACAAGGGGCAUCUGGAAGGAGGGCAGACGGUGGCGGUGAAGCGACUGUCCAAGUACUCGACGCAGGGGCUGAGCGAGUUCAAGAACGAGGUGAUGCUCAUCGCCAAGCUGCAGCAUGUGAACCUGGUCAGGCUCCUGGGCUGCUGCGUCCAUGGAGAGGAGAGGAUUCUGGUGUACGAGUACAUGGAGAACAAGAGCCUCGACAACUUCAUCUUCGACAAGAACCGAUCCUCGCAGCUGCACUGGUCCAAGAGGUUCGACAUCAUCCUGGGCAUCGCACGGGGGCUCCUGUACCUGCACCAGGACUCCCGGUACAAGGUGAUCCACCGGGAUCUCAAGGCCGGCAACAUCCUCCUGGACAAGGACAUGAACCCCAAGAUCUCCGACUUCGGCGUGGCCAGGAUCUUCGGCGACGACACCGACUCUCGCACCAGGAAAGUCGUCGGGACAUAUGGGUACAUGUCACCGGAGUACGCCAUGGACGGCGUGUUCUCGGUGAAGUCCGACGUGUUCAGCUUCGGCGUGCUGGUGCUGGAGAUCAUCAGCGGCAGGAAGAACCGGGGCAUGUACAGCAGCGGCGAGCAGACGAGCCUGCUGAGCCAGGCGUGGAAGCUGUGGAGGGAAGGCAACGCGCUGGCGCUGCUGGACGAGGCGGUGGCCCGUGCCGGCGCGCACCGGAGCUCCGAGGUGCUGCGCUGCGUGCAGGUGGCGCUGCUGUGCGUGCAGGAGCGGCCCGACGACCGCCCGCACAUGGCGGCGGUGUUCCUGGCGCUCGGCAACCCGGGCGCGGUGCUCCCGCAGCCCAGGCACCCGGGCUAUUGCACCGCCACCGACCGGGGCUCCGCGUCCACCGACGGCGAGUGGUCGUCAACCUGCACCGUCAACGACGUCACCGUCACCAUCGUGGAAGGACGGUGACGCCACGUGGCGCGCGCCAGUCCUGGGCCGCCCGUGCUGCUCGGAUGAGAGUAGUGAGUUGUGAAUAGCCGUGGCAUUUGUUGAGACCGAACCAAACCGAUCGAUUCCUAUUUACUUUGAAAAGUUGGGGGGAUCAAUUGGCCAGUUUAAAAAUCAAGGACCGAGCACAUUCGGUCUUGCUUAAUUUGGUUUGGUCUGCAUCAUGACCGAACUAACCGGACCAGACUAAAAGCCACAAAAAACAACAGAAUUCGUAGCAAAUUUCAGCAGCAUUUUUGCUAUUUGAAGGCAAAAAAUAACAACACAAUAUAUAAUACAAAUUAGACAUUAUGACAGCAAGCAGGUAGACGAUAGUUUAGCACACAAUAAUACGAUUUUCAGUUCUCAGAUUCAAACUGUAGCAGAAGCAACUCAUAAUGAUACAUAAUAGAAUAAGGCAUCAGCCCUUCAAUUCAAGUCUUUAAGAAGAUAAAAAAAGUCCAAGUAGGUAGCACCAUAGCACACCCAGCAGUCCUAACAGU
Messenger RNA from Sorghum bicolor (sorghum), 3278 nucleotides. RefSeq names its product receptor-like serine/threonine-protein kinase SD1-8. Lineage: Eukaryota; Viridiplantae; Streptophyta; Magnoliopsida; Poales; Poaceae. The record is from RefSeq and is a predicted model, not a curated record. The transcript is spliced from 6 exons. Bases 202 to 2757 code for a protein of 851 amino acids. Gene Ontology annotation, molecular function: ATP binding; protein serine/threonine kinase activity. Gene Ontology annotation, biological process: protein phosphorylation; recognition of pollen.